AUGGCUCUUAUUGAACGCUACCCGUACAUCCUCAACAUUGUUGUCCUGCUCCCAGUCUGUGCCCUGCUGUGGACCGGCCUUGCCGAGGAGCACCUGUUCGAGGGCAAGUUUGGGACGUGGUCCGACAACUUUGCCGCACUCCUUGCCGCCAUGUGGACAGCCGUCCUCAUCGUCUCCUUCAUCGGCCUCUACGCUCCGCACGCAUGCAAGGCUCUUGUCCUCAUGCAGGUUGUCUACAAGACCAUCUUCCUUGUCCUCAUCGCUUAUCCGCAGAUCGCUGCUGCCGGCUUCGCCUCGGUCCCGCUCGCCGUCUACGGCGUCUUUUUCGUCAUGGCCACCUCCUACACCCCUUGGCUCAUCUCCAUGCACAACGGCUGCACCGAUGCCGAUGCCAAGGCCAAGUCGGCCUCGAGCUCAACCACGGCCAACCAAGGCGCUUCUCCGACAGCAGCAGCCGGCUCUGUGGCCAAGUCUGUCCGCCCUGUCACCGUCACGCUCUGGGUCCACAAGCAGAGCGAGUACGAAGGCGCUGAUGUGGUGGUCAACCUCAACCACUUGGCCGGCUUUGGUCCUGGGGACAUGGUUGCCAUCGCAUCGGUUGAAGCCACCGACGAUGCCGCCAACACAGAGCAUGCUGCUGCUACCAGCCCGUCGGGCAACGGCGCUGACCCCGACACAGCCUCGUUUCCCUCCUCUCGCCGCAGCUCGGUGGCAGGUGUCAAGCAGGAUGGUGAUGGCUCGCCGGAAGAAGGCGCCCAUGCCGGUGCGACUAGUGAUGAUGAUGCCGCCGCCGGCGCGCAGGUCCUGUACCACUCGAUCCGGCCGACCGCGGCUGGUCUCACCAAGCGGUCGAACCUGCGGAUCUCGGUGAGUCGCGCAGUUGCAAGCGCCUUUGGCCUCCGCGACCGGCAGCAGGUCCGCAUCACCAAGCUCAGCUCGAACGAGCUCGACCGGGUCCAGGUCGACCACGUCGAAGUCACCUUCAAGUCGCAGUACAUCGGGCGAUCCGACAUGUGGCGGUUCAUGGGCGCCAUGGCCCGCGACGCCCCGUGCGUCUACACCGGCAAGUCGCUCACUUGCGUCGGCAUUACCGUCUCCGUCCGCUCUAUGAUCCGCGGUGGCGCGAGCGUGCUCUCAGGCGUUGUCACGCACAAGACCAAGUUUACUGUCCGCUCGUACUCGGCCCAGGUGUUCAUCCUCGUCCAGAUGGCUGCCGAGAUGUGGGAGUGGCACCCGACCUCGGGCGAUUUGCUCUUUGAAAAAGCCACUCGCUUCCUUGAGGAGCUCUGCACCCGCUGGGUCGCCGAAGGCUGCCAGCACGCUGUCUCCAUCGUACUCUUUGCCCGCCUGCACACCGACAACGUCGCAGACGCGCUCGGCGCCCCGCCGCUCGCCCCGCACUUUGACGUCUACAAGCUCCUCGUCGACACCGAGACCCGCUCCUCGUGGGACUCGCUCAUUGUCCGUCUCAAGGCUGAGUUCUGCUCCUUUGUCGCCUCGGCCCGCCUCUUUCUCAUUCGCAAGCACGCUGCCGACUCCCCGGCCGCCGCCGCCGUCCUUGAGGCCGCUCUCUCGUCGCCGCGCUCCUUCAUCUCGCUUGCCCGCGAGGGCAACAUCCUCGAGGCCAUCAACCUCUGCCUCAACGUCUUUGACCAGCACAACGUCGACCGCAACAUGGUCCGCACCGGACAGUCCAUCAUCAUUGUCUCGCCGGGCACCGCCGUCUUCUCUGUCGACAACUCGCUCGCACUCCUCACUAAGCACCGCAUGAUCGACAACGGCGUCGGCGCUGAAAUCCUCUGCCUCGCCCCACCGCCACUCCACGCUGUUCCGCUCUUCCUCCUCGAAGAGCCCGACGUGCUCCACGGCAAGCUCCGCGCCAAGGCUCCGUACUGGCUUGCUGUCUCGUUCUUUGAAAUCGACGCAGCACCCGGCAGGGUCCGCCCGCUCCAGCGUCUCCCGCACGCCACAGCCCCGGCUGUCGGGCCGAACCCGGUCGUCGAUCCCUCGCUCCGUGGCCACAGCUCACUUGGUGGCCACCUUGCCUCCUCGCUCCGUACCCUCGCCAUGACCCACCUCUCCACCCGCGUCAUCAACGCCCGCCUUCCCUUUUCCGGGGAGUCCAACAUCUCUGGCGACGUUCUUCUCGGCUCCUCUGUUGGCUCCUCCGUCGGCCAGUGGGAGUCACCCGAGGCCGCCGCUGCCGCCUCCGCCGCCGCAUCCUCCUUUGCCCACCACUCGUUCAAUCUCCGUCGCCCGCGCGACUCACGCGUCCACGAGCCUGACGUCCUUGCCUCGUUUGCCUCGUUUGAUGCUGCUGUCUUUGGCUGCUCAGUCCCUGGCCCGUCGCGCGGGCGUGGCCAUGCCCGCGCACACUCCCGCGACGACCGCUCCGUUGUCGGUCGCUCCUUGACCAUUUCACCGUCACGCGCCGCGAGAGCUAGGACCUACUCGGGCACCUCGGUCCCGAUCCGUGACCGCACGCUCUUUGUGGCCGGCCGCUCGCCGCGCUCGCCAGGCGGCCACUCGCCGCGCUACUUUUCGCCGUCCGAGUCUGACGACGGGCGCUCCGACCAGUUCUCGGUUGCCUCGUCGCCCUCGGAGCACUCGCUGCUCAUCCCAACCGCAGCCGGUCUCGGAGGUGCCGCCUCUGGUGCGUCGUCGACCGGCGGCGGAUCGAGUGAUGCCGGUGCCGCCGCAGCGGGGCCAGCGCGCAAACCAGGCUCGACAGCAGCCCGCGUCUACGACGCCGACAACCCGUUCAAGCCGCUCACCCAGCAAGGCCGCAACGCGUCACGCCGGCGAUGGACCCACAUCGCGCCGGCGUCGGCCCAGGUGGUGGCGCAAACCUCGGGUUGUGCCUCGUUUACCCCAUCGGGCCCCAACUGGCUCUCGCUCUGCUCGCCAGCGCUCCUCCCGCUCACCACCGACUUUUACCCCGACUCGUCGGAGCUGCGUCAGCGCGGCUUCCAGCAGCGCCCGCACUCGGUCACACCCGACCUUGACGACGUCAAGUACGCCGCUAUGAGCGCCAUGAUGAAGGAGCUAGUCUCACAGCGGCUCGCACAGGGCUUCCAGCUCUACGUUCCCGACGCUGCUGAAGCCACCAAGUCGGCGCACACGGCACUCUUUCCGUGGCUCGCCGGUCGCGGCGCAGCAUCCAACUCGCCGCCUAAGAUCCCUGCAAGAACCACCUCGCGCAUUUCGUCGCGCCGGCUCACUGCGUCGUCGCGGCGGCAGGCCCGCAAGCUCCUCGCCUCGCCCGAGCCCGGCGCCGACGGCGGCGGCUCGGCCACCGUCAAGAUGUCGAUCGGCCAGACGUAUCACGAAAUCACCGAGGGCGACAACGAGACCAUCCAGGUCACCAUCCACGGCCUCCCGCCCGACUCAGACUACCUCAAGUCGAUGCGCUUCGACUACGAGUACUACACCUGGACUCUGCUCUCAGACGCGUACGUCGUCAGCCGAGUCGAGCUCACGCCGCACCUUCUCUCCGAGUACGACUGGAACGCGCAGGACAACAUGGUUUCCGGCAUGCUUGAGCCGAGCCAACCGCAGGUCACGCCGCUCGCCUGGUGGCGCGUCCGCCUCGCCCUUGUCCCAGACCUCGACUCGGCCCGCGAUCCCGAGACCGCCGCCGGCGCCUUUUCCAAGUUUGUCUCCAACAUUGUGCGGACCGCCCGGUCGGAGCAGCAGACCGCGCUCGCCGUCCGCGUCGCGCCGUCGGUCUCCGGCGCCGCCGUCGGCGUCUACCGCGGCCGCUCCCGCGGCCGUCACCGCUCGGGCUCAACCGCUACCGCGCCACGCUCAGGCGAAGACAUCACCACCGGCUUCCGCAUCUCACUCCUCUACCCAUACCUCAAGUUCACCUGCGGGGUCGGCGAGUUUGGCGCGGCGCUCGGCGAGUACGUAGCCAUGCGCGACGCGUGCGGCGAAGUCCUCCACGCUGUCGCCCACCGGGUCUCCCACGUCGCCGCCACCACCCGCGUCGAAUCAGUCCCGGACACCAUUUCAGCGUACUACUGGGGCUUGCUCUCGCACGUGGCGGCGUGCCUCGCCAAUGCUGCCGGCGACAUCGCCAUCUCGGGUGCGAGUGUGAUCACCACGCUCAAGACUAACAUGUGCCUCGACGCGCGGCUGGAUGCUGCGGCGCUGGCAGCCGUCUUUGUCGACCGCGGCUGGCUCGAGCCGCUGCGUGGUGCCGUUCACGCCGCAGCUGCGUCGGGCACUGUUGCCACCGCUGCCGUCACGGACGCCGCAUCAAGUUCGUACAGCUGGGCGGUGGCCGGCCCGGCAAAGCCGCUGGCGGAGCUUGCGCAGCUCCGGGUCUUGCCCGAGCCGUCGACUGUGGCCCUACCCAACGGUGACAUUGACGUCCCGGAGCUCCUUGCCAAUUACUUUCCGUCGGCCGCCGACGAGGCUGACAUGGCCGCCUCGCCGGCGUUCCGGCUCGUCGACCUCGAUGCGCUCGACUCAACCGGCCGGCCCGAGUGGCUUAAGAUCGAGUACGAGGGCGCGUACUGGCCGUCCAAGGUCUGGCACAUGGAGCUGCAGUGGCUGGUUGCGUCGGGCGUCUCCAUCCGCGAGUUUCUCACCUCGUGCACUCGCCGUGCGCGACAGUGUGGGUUUUCUCUCGUCCAGGUCCCGGUCGGCUCGCGCGGUCGUGAGCGGACGCCGAUCUGGCGGGCGCGGACCCACAUCGGGCUUGACCCGACGCUUGUCGCCGAUCAGCCGCACCUGCUGCCGCUGGUCAAGGCUACGGUACUUGCCCGCUUUGAGUUUCUCCUUGACAACGUCCAGCGCGAGCCCGAGACCGGCACCAUGUCACGAACGUAUCUGCACGUCUCGGGCGUGGCCGUCCUCUACGAGGCCGACGACGGGUUUUGGUGGUCCGGCAAUCCGAUGCAGCCAGACCAGGCGCUGUGGGAGCUCUUCCGUGCCUUUACUGCCUUUUGCGCUGACGCCAACCGCAUUCUGCAACUGCUGUACCCUGCCGACGAGCGGUACACCCUCGCGGCGGCGCACGGAGGGCAUGAGCUCCACACCGAGCUGGUCGCGUGGCUGCGGGCCCGGGCAGAGGCCUCGCUGCGGCAGGGCGCGCUGUUUGCGGUCCAGGCCCGGCGCCUGGGCGUAACCGAGACGCUGCUCAACUCGUUCCGCUCCGGCGGGCGGUCGCGCAAAGUUGAGGGCGCGCUCCUUGCCAUGUACGGGGGUGGCGAGGCAGUCCGCGAGCUGGUCCUCGACGAGUUUGAUGCCCGCGACCUGCCAGGCGGCCAGGAGCCGUCGGUGGCCAAGCUCUCGGACGAGCUCUGUAACUGGCUCCGCGAGCAGCUGGUCCGCGUCCCGGACCGCAAUGAGCUCGCCAAGCGACUCGGCGUUUCACCGGUCCUCCUCCAGAGGUUCGCCACCGGCCGCCGAGUCAAGCUUGUCGAGAACAUGCUCCUCCUUCACUUUGGCCGAGCUGUCCAGAUCGACGAGGAGGCUGAGGCUGCCGCCGCCGCUGCCGCCUCUGCUGCCGCAGCUGCUGCAGACGUAGCGGCCGCACUCGCGGCCGGCAAGAUUGAGGCUGCCGGCGACGCUUCGCGGCUGGUUCUCUACUACACCCUCUCGGGCAUCGACUGGGACAUGCAGGCGCAGCUGUUGUCGGGCUCGUCAUGAUUGCGUAUGUGCCUCUGCCCGCGCCCAUGACUUUGCAAUCCGGGCUGCCACAAACACCUCCGGUCGCCGCGCAGUCCACAUGCUCGCCAGCUGCGGGUCGUCGAGCCGC
Molecule: messenger RNA, 5767 nt
Organism: Thecamonas trahens ATCC 50062
Lineage: Eukaryota; Apusomonadida; Apusomonadidae
Exons: 2
Coding region: 1-5658 (1885 amino acids)
Biological process (GO): positive regulation of autophagy; cellular response to amino acid starvation; negative regulation of TORC1 signaling
Cellular component (GO): lysosomal membrane; GATOR1 complex
Molecular function (GO): GTPase activator activity
Source: RefSeq, a predicted model, not a curated record